This is a messenger RNA of Emiliania huxleyi CCMP1516, 1282 nucleotides long. RefSeq lists its product as hypothetical. Bases 229 to 1008 code for a protein of 259 amino acids. The transcript has 3 exons. The record is from RefSeq and is a predicted model, not a curated record. NCBI's taxonomy places the organism in Eukaryota, Haptophyta, Isochrysidales, Noelaerhabdaceae. Gene Ontology annotation, cellular component: cytoplasm.
AAUGGCACGCCUCAGCCGCUGGGUGUGGGCGUUAACGGGGCGGGGGCGACGUCGGUGGCCGUUGCUAAGCCACUCGAGCUGGACGUGGUCGCCGCGGAAUUGGACGAGACCGACUCGGCACCCUCUUCCUCGGAUGCCGGCAGCGUCGCGCCGCCGCCGCCUGCAAGACCUUGCCCUGCCGUGCCCGAUACGCCGGAGGAGAGGGCGCUCGCAGGGCUGCGUGCCGAGAUGGAGCGGCGGGGCGAGUGUAUCGCCCACCUCAGCCGCGCUGACCUUCUCCGCUGGCUGCGAGCCCGCAAGCUCCACGUGGGCAAGUCGUCCGACUUCCUGCAGGCUGAUUUGGCGUGGCGCCGGAAGCACCGAAUUGAGGAGCGGAGCGGCGAGGACGCGGAUGCGGUGCUCGGGUGCGAGGUGGCCAAGCUCAAGGCAUUCCUACCGCACGAAAACCCGCCCUGCCUCGACCGCAGAGGCCGCCCGGUCAUCAUCAAGCACUUUGGCCACGUCUAUUUCUCGCGGCUGCUCAACUCGACGAACAUCACGCUCGACCAGCUCUGCGACUACAACUGGUGGGUGAACGAGCAGUACACACGCCGGCUGAACGAGGUUGGAGCAGAGCAGUGGCUCAUCAUCUGCGAUGCCAAGGGCUUCUCGCCCACGCAGAUGGACCGGGUGGCGCUCAAGGUGCUCAAGAGCAUGGCAAAUAUCGACGCCGACCACUACCCAGAGCGGCUCGGCGGGUUUGUCAUCAUCAACGCGCCCGCAUCGCUCGCGUUUGUGUGGAAGAUCGUGAGCGCGUGGCUGGACGAGAAGACCAAGGCGAAGGUCCAAAUCAUCUCGGCGGGGGAGCCCAAGCGCGCGAGAGAGCACCUGCACAGCCUGAUUGACCCGGCGCAGCUGCCGGCGCAGUACGGCGGGACUGCGCCGGCGCUGGAGGAGUGGCCUGCAUGGCCGGCGAAGUCGGGAGUGCCGCCGCCAAAGUCGCCGCCAAAGGCGUCGCCCGCGAAGUAAGGGCGUCGGCCGCGUGCGACGCUGCAUUGCGCGUGCCUUGUGAACUCCAGAUGCGUGGACGCGGAGGGAUGAUAUUGUCCCGCGGCUGGCCCAUGCGGCCCCGCUGCGCCCCUCCGCCUAACUUUGCCGCACUACUCGCCCCACGGGCGGACAGAUAAUUUAUAGAGCGGUCGCUUGCCUUGGCGGUGCGUGGGUGCUUGAGAUUGGUUGAUGGUGUGCGUGAUCAUCCCAUCAGUACUCGUGAUCAUCCUAAUCAAACUCGUUGGACUCGGGG